UAAUUUACUGUAGGAGGUAAGACGGCGGGCUCGCGGUGAGCGUCGGUCAGGGAUGAAAAUAGGUAUGCCUGGAAGCAGAUUUUAAAAGCAGUUUCUCCAGGUCAUCUUUCACACCACCGGAUAAGCAUCUUGAGUCACCAUGGUAUUAGCAGCAGUAAAACGGGUGAUAUCAAACAGAACUAUCUGGAAACAUUUAUUUCCGAUUCAAAACGGAGCUUUAUAUUGUGUUUGUCAUAAAUCUACGUAUUCGCCUCUUCCAGAUGACUAUAAUUGCAAAGUAGAGCUUGCUUUGACAUCUGAUGGCAGGACAAUAGUAUGCUACCACCCUUCUGUGGACAUUCCAUAUGAACAUACAAAACCUAUCCCACGGCCAGAUCCUGUGUGUAAUAAUGAAGAAACACAUGAUCAAGUGCUGAAAACCAGAUUAGAAGAAAAAAAUGAACCCUUGGAGCAAGGACCUAUGAUAGAACAACUUAGCAAAAUGUUCUUUACUACUAAGCACCGUUGGUAUCCUCGUGGACAGUAUCAUAGACGUCGUAGGAAACUGGAUCCACCAAAAGACAGAUGAUAUUGAGGUUUUCAGGAAUCAAAGAGAUGUUAUCUUGUGUCUUAUUUGCCAUUUGAGAAAAUGCAAUUGAGUGUAUUCACUGUUAUGUAGCAAAACAAUAAUAAAAUGUCUUUUUAUGUCUUAAAAAAAUAAAAAAUAAAAAUAAAAAUAAUUU
This is a messenger RNA of Panthera uncia (snow leopard), 722 nucleotides long. RefSeq names its product 39S ribosomal protein L42, mitochondrial. Gene Ontology annotation, cellular component: mitochondrial large ribosomal subunit. The transcript has a single exon. The coding region runs from base 140 to 568 and encodes 142 amino acids. Lineage: Eukaryota; Metazoa; Chordata; Mammalia; Carnivora; Felidae. The record is from RefSeq and is a predicted model, not a curated record.